GAGGAAGACCAACUGGAGUUUCGGUUUUACUUUCUUUUUCUCUUAGAGCUGAGCUACAUGAUAACAGGACUGAACAGGGAGCCAAGUAUUUCUUUGGACAGUAAAUCAGGAACACCAAUGGACCAAAAUGAACACAAUCACUGGGGAUCACAUGCAAAGGGCCAAUGUGCCAGCAGAUCUGAGCUGAGAAUCAUCCUUGUGGGCAAAACAGGAGCUGGCAAAAGUGCUGCAGGUAACAGCAUCCUCAGGAAGCAAGCAUUUGAAUCAAAGCUGAGUUCCCGGACCUUGACUAAGACUUGCAGCAAAAGUCAGGGAAGCUGGGGAGGUAGAGAGAUUGUCAUUAUUGACACACCAGAUAUGUUUUCUUGGAAGGACCACUGUGAAGCUCUGUACAAAGAGGUGCAGAGGUGCUACUUGCUCUCUGUACCAGGACCCCAUGUGCUGCUCCUGGUGACUCAGCUGGGCCGCUACACCUCACAGGACCAGGAGGCUGCACAGAGGGUGAAGGAGAUCUUUGGAGAGGAUGCCAUGGGACACACAAUUGUCCUCUUUACCCACAAGGAAGACCUCAGUGGUGGCUCCCUGAUGGAUUACAUGCGCAACUCUGAUAACAAAGCCCUAAGCAAGCUGGUGGCAGCAUGUGGUGGGCGAAUCUGUGCCUUUAAUAACCAUGCUGAAGGGAGAAAUCAGGAUGACCAAGUGAAGGAGCUAAUGGACUUGAUUGAGGAUCUGUUGAUGGAGAAAAAUGGUGAGCACUAUACCAAUGGGCUGUACAGCCUAAUACAGAGGUCUAAAUGUGGAUCUGUGGGAUCAGAUCAAAAAUUAAAGGAAUUCAAAGAGAGCCUUAUAAAGUACAUGGAAACUCAGAGAAGUUACAUAGCCUUGGCUGAAGCAAAUUCCCUAAAAAGAGCCUUAAUCAAAACACAACUGUGUGUUUUAUUUCGUAUUCAAUUGUGUCUCAGAUUGCUAAUUCUGUCGCUUUGCGUAUUGCACAGCAUGUGCACUUUGUUUUGCUGCUUACUCUUUAGUAUGUGCAAUUUACUGUGCAGCUUGCUGUUUAUUAUACCCAAAAAGUUAAUGAUAUUUUCGAGAACAGUUAUUAGACUAGAACGCAGGACUCCUAGGUUAUAGUUACAGAUCCCAGUUAUUAUUUACUCACUAGUGGGUGAAUCACAGUGCUUUUCCUGUAAAAUGUGGUACCCGAUGUCAUAUUUGAGAUUCUAUGAAAUGUUUAAAUCUUAACAUCACUCCAAUUAUUAAUGAACCAAAUCAUAUAAGUUACUGUCUGCAUUGAAAUAUAAUAUCAAAGCCUUUUGAAAUCUGUAAACAUAAAAUUUCUCUCAUUUUCAAAUAUUUAAAGCCAGUUUUAUGUUCCUAAAAACUCAUUUUCUUCUUUCUAGUACUACCGUUUCUACUGAAUAUAAUGAAAAUGGCAAUAAAAUAAUAUUACAUAAACUGUAAA
This is a messenger RNA of Rhinopithecus roxellana (golden snub-nosed monkey), 1462 nucleotides long. RefSeq names its product GTPase, IMAP family member 2 (gene GIMAP2). Gene Ontology annotation, molecular function: GTP binding. Gene Ontology annotation, cellular component: endoplasmic reticulum. The transcript is spliced from 3 exons. The record is from RefSeq and is a predicted model, not a curated record. Lineage: Eukaryota; Metazoa; Chordata; Mammalia; Primates; Cercopithecidae. The coding region runs from base 58 to 1131 and encodes 357 amino acids.